Strongyloides ratti is the source of this 708-nucleotide messenger RNA. RefSeq lists its product as hypothetical. Bases 1 to 708 code for a protein of 235 amino acids. The record is from RefSeq and is a predicted model, not a curated record. The transcript is spliced from 2 exons. Lineage: Eukaryota; Metazoa; Nematoda; Chromadorea; Rhabditida; Strongyloididae.
AUGGGGUCAGACGAUAAAAGUUAUCGUAGAAGAUCAGAUUCAUACUUUAAUAGAGAAAGAAAAUAUUCUCGUUCCAGAGAUGAUUAUUUUGAUAGAGAACGUUAUAGAGGAUUCAGAAGAAACUUUCAUAGUGAUUAUAACUCUGAUUAUAGGCACUUUAGAUCAAGAAUAUUUGACAGAAAUACUGAUCAACAUAGAAGGGAAAGAGAUUAUGACUAUAAGCACGAUGACAAAUAUUAUGAUAGAAGGAGAACAAAGGAUAAUGACAAAUAUUCUCGAGAUUCAAGAUAUCGUGACUCCAGAAGCCCAGACAAAUACAUGUAUAGAAGAACACCAGAAAGAUUAUUCAGUUUAAGAAGAUAUGUAAUUAAUAAUGAUGGGAAAUCUUCUCAUGGAACUUCACGAAAACAUAUUAUUCCUAGAGGUCGACUUAAUAGAGCUGGUUGCCGUGGAGGUGCUGUGAUACUACAUAGCCUUUUUUUAGAAAAUUUAAGUGAUGAUUGUAGUGCUGUUGAUUUAAUGCGUUAUGCUAUAAAAAAAGUCGGUAUGCCUGAUUUUACUGAUGUUUCUGGAGAGGGUAAAGGAAUUAUUGGAUACCAUGAUCAAAAUAAAUUAGAAAAAAUUAAAUCUAUCCUUGAAAAAGAAAAUGAAAUACCAUUACAAUUUGGCGGGUUUACAUCUUUAACUUUAAGAAAAGAAAAACCAUAA